This is a messenger RNA of Melampsora larici-populina 98AG31, 1392 nucleotides long. RefSeq lists its product as uncharacterized. NCBI's taxonomy places the organism in Eukaryota, Fungi, Basidiomycota, Pucciniomycetes, Pucciniales, Melampsoraceae. The transcript has 2 exons. The coding region runs from base 1 to 1392 and encodes 463 amino acids. The record is from RefSeq and is a predicted model, not a curated record.
AUGAAAUAUGCUCAGAUUGGCCAAAAUAUCCAACCAGUGGAUCUCACUCACCAGCUACAAAACAUAAAUCUGGCUCGGCAAAGGUACCCAGAUGUUGCGUCGAUGUUGCCUGAUCUUUUUCGUCGGCAAACACCUCCUAGACCCAUCACCACUACUGCAUCUCCUACCACAGCCGCCACACGCCCAACGAAUUCCCAAUCUGCCCCUCCCAAUUCCCAACCUUCCCCUUCAAGUCCAACAAAUCCAACUUCAUCACGUCCUUCUCAAUCGGCUCCCCCUCCUCGUGCUAGCGCUUCUCCAGCCUCUACUCCAGCUUCGGCAAACAAUAGAAAUGGUGCUCAGCAAAACCCAGCAACUGCCGCCCGUCCUGCUCAAGUUGCUGCACCCUCACCACCUCAAAGCUCUCAAACCAGCCAGCCAGCCAAUCCUCCUGCAGUAACAACGCCUUCAAAUUCUUCUACGCGUGCUAGUCCUUUGGCUCCUAGACCGUCCAAUAAACCUGGGAGUCCGCUAAAGCCAGGUUCAACUGCCAAAACACGUAAACCACCAGCACAAGCUGACAGCAAGAAGAAUUUGAUGAUCAUUGGUAUCGCGUGUGGGGUUGGAGUUUUACUCGUGAUCAUCGGGGUGAUUAUCUUCAAGAUGAAAUCUAGUAAGCGCCAACAGCGGUCUUCAGUCGAAGGAAGUCAACAAGCCUCCUCCCAAUUUCAAACAUCUGAAGGUCCAUAUUCAAUGGAUUACAUUCGGCCGCCUGGAGAAGCUCAUCCUUCCUUCACGAGACCGCCACCAACGUCCAACAUGACUUAUCCUCCUUUGCCGCCGCCGGGGAAAGUUUAUCCAACCCAACCGAAUCAUAACAUCUACGCUCGAGAAUCUAUGGAAUUCUACAAUCCGCGACCUCCUCCACCCAUUCUGCCAAGACACGAGUACAAUCCACAUACGACCGAAAAGCAGUGGCGUAGGGAGCCAUCGACAUACGAUAUUGAUGGUUACUAUCAUGCGCCGACAUCAAUUGCCAGUCCAACCGGCCAACAUAUUGAUGCAAGAUACACAAUAAAUGAACCGGAGUAUGAUGUGAUGCAUCCAGAUGAAAGGCCCUAUGAUCCACGGUACACGCUUGAUCGCAGAGGCAAGUUGAAGUAUGCAAUUGAAGAAGACUCUUCUGUAGCACCAAGAUCAAGAUAUGACUCAAACUACUUUGGAAGAGAAUAUCGACAAGAGCUAGAGGGAUCAGAUAUAGAUGCUCAGUCAAGGUACUCGUACUAUCCGCCUGAGCACCUAGAAGUACCUCAUUAUACCCAACCUCGUGGUCAGGCUCCAUUAGACCCACCAGGAUCAUCAAAUUAUUACAACAACUCGUUUCGAAAUCAGACGAGACUUCCAUAUGAAUGA